This is a messenger RNA of Rhodofomes roseus, 1289 nucleotides long. RefSeq lists its product as uncharacterized. The transcript is spliced from 3 exons. Lineage: Eukaryota; Fungi; Basidiomycota; Agaricomycetes; Polyporales; Fomitopsidaceae. The record is from RefSeq and is a predicted model, not a curated record. Bases 422 to 1258 code for a protein of 278 amino acids.
UCGGUAUGCAGUUUCUGGAGCUCGGGGAUGGGACGAUCGACCCAACGCUACUCGGGGCACCCCUUCCACUACCUGAGCCUGAGCCCGAGCGAUCUCGGUCUCCGUCCGAGCGUCAGUCGUCUACGCUCGAGCGUACGCGGUCGCCCUCCGAGCCGGUACAGGAAGGUACGAACGGACCGAGCAGCGACGAACAGACUCUCGCUGCUACGGAAGACCCCCGCGACUCCGACUAUGAAGAGAAACCCAGUAAGGGAAAGGGCAAAGGCAAGGGGAAGGCGACGGCGAUUGGCAAAGUCAAGAUAGCGGAAGUCGAUGAUGGGGAGUACGAGGUGCCGGUGGAGGUUACGUUCUGCCACCACUGCCGACGGACUACGCCCAUACCAAAGAUGCGCUGCACGCUUCUCAAACACGAUGGGGAGCCAUGCGGGAAGAGGUUCUGUAUAAACUGUAUCGUGAAGAAGCCCUCCGUUUGGGCCAUACGCUUGACAGGUAUCCGAAAAUUCAGUUCAAUGAUUACGCCACGAUGUUCCGGUGCCCCUAUUGCGAGCAGACUUGCACUUGCACGGCGUGCUGCCAGAAGCGCGGUGAGACCUACGUGCCAAUGCCACGCUAUCAGAUCGACUACGAGACCCUCGAGCCUAUCAUUAGAGGCAAGCCGAAGGCUACACCGAAGGCAGCCAAGUCCAAACGAGAGCCACGACCGUCAACCACCAGCGCUCGACCGCGGCGCAAGUCUCCCUCACCACAGCCUCUGCCGGAGAACCACGCAGACCAGCUGACGAGCGGGUUGUUCUGGGGAUCUGUAUAUGGCAUCGACGGCGCGCGAUUGGGCGGGGCGUACAUCAAUGCGGACAAGCAGGCUGUCGUUUUGAAGCCGCUCGCCGCACUUGCGGCGGUGCCUCCGCGGGCGCCGAAGCGGCGGGUCUUUAUUGGGAAGCCUGAUCCCAGCUGGGGUGCCGGGACCCAGGGCAAGGACGUCGAAGCGGGAUAUGAACCUGUCCCGCCCUGGAGGCGCGCGUAUAUUGGCAAGCGGAGGAUACUUGCGGGAGGUUGGUCAUCUGAGUCUGAUUCGGAGGAUGUGGACGAAAAGUUCGGGAGCGACCCCUUCGACGGCCCGUUGUCGCCAGUGCCGGACGAGGCGGAUGAGGAUGUGAUGGACGCCCCGCCGGAGAUGCCCCCGGCCCACGAAUUGUCCUUCGUGAUUGCGAAGGCCCUGUUCAACACCUCCCCCUCCCCUUGGGGCAACAACGAGGUAUAGUACGUGUGGGGAGUGCUUAGACUCGUGUGAC